Messenger RNA from Perca fluviatilis (European perch), 1288 nucleotides. RefSeq names its product serine and arginine rich splicing factor 10a (gene srsf10a). The transcript has 6 exons. Gene Ontology annotation, molecular function: RNA binding. The coding region runs from base 137 to 904 and encodes 255 amino acids. The record is from RefSeq and is a predicted model, not a curated record. NCBI's taxonomy places the organism in Eukaryota, Metazoa, Chordata, Actinopteri, Perciformes, Percidae.
ACGUCUGUGCGCAUGCGCAGGUAACGCUUUGACCACGUAGAUAGUCGGCUGCAGUAAAGCAUCAGGAUUUGUGAAUAAAACAGUUGUAGUAAACAAAUUCACGGCCGCCAAUUAGUAGCAACGGGCCUUUACAAAAAUGGCGAGGUACUUGAGGCCACCGAAUACAUCUCUCUUCGUUCGAAACAUCGCCGACGACUCCAGGCCAGAGGAUUUACGACGUGAGUUUGGUCGUUAUGGGCCUAUUGUAGAUGUCUACAUUCCACUUGACUUCUAUACACGGCGGGCAAGAGGAUUUGCUUACAUUCAGUUUGAAGAUGUCCGGGAUGCAGAGGACGCUCUUCACAACCUGGACCAUAAAUGGGUUUGUGGGCGUCAAAUCGAGAUCCAGUUCGCCCAGGGGGACAGAAAAACCCCUAAUCAGAUGAAGACCAAGGAGCGGCAUUCCCCUCGCAGCUCCUCCCGCUACGACGAUGAGCGGGAUAGCCGCCGAAGACGAUCCCGGAGCCGCAGCUAUGAUCGACGCAGGUCCCGGAGCCCCUCCUACGAGCGUCGUCCUCGGAGGUCGGAGAGCCCCAGAGAAUCUCGGUCCUACAGUCGACACAGACGGAGCAGAAGCCAUGAAAAUGACAAGUACAGAGGUCCUCCUCGUGACAACCACAGGACACGUCAUGAACCAGGCUCACGUAGCCACUCGGCGUCCCGCUCCCCUUCAACCUCCAGGCCCAUGCCCAAAGGUAAAAAGAGCCAGUCCAGGUCCCACAGCCCGGCUGAAGAUUUCCAUCCAACCUCCAGCUCCCAGAAACAGCCUGUGGGACGGUCUCCAUCCCGCUCCUACUCUAGAUCCAUGUCCCGGUCCCGCUCUCGCUCCAGGUCCUGGGCUGGACGUAAGUCUGGAGGCCACUGACUGUCUGUUCCCCCAAAGUCCUGUUAAUCUGUCUCUGUUCAGCUAUGAUAACUAGAGUGUUAUGCUCUGUUUGCAUUUGUUUAUCAUUACAUUAUGGAGUAUGUUGCCAAGGGGGGGGGGGAAAGAGAUAUUUCUUUUAGCGAAAAAGGUUUUUGUUCUAAAGUGAUUCAUGAAAGCAGUUAAUCCUGGAAACUAUUUUUUUUUUAACUUGUGUAAUGUGGGUUGCUGAAGGUGAAACAAAUGUUAGUUUGGCGUUGCCAAUAAUAUUUUUGUACUUUGAGUUAGUAAUGUUUACGUUCAUACAUUUCUUAAUAUGCCGAUCUCCAUUUGGCUCUAUUGUUUGUGUAUUAUGUAAACAUGAAAUAAAAAUUUCAUUUAACUUCA